Molecule: messenger RNA, 4419 nt
Organism: Lytechinus pictus (painted urchin)
Lineage: Eukaryota; Metazoa; Echinodermata; Echinoidea; Temnopleuroida; Toxopneustidae
Product: toll-like receptor Tollo
Exons: 2
Coding region: 309-3173 (954 amino acids)
Biological process (GO): inflammatory response; immune response; toll-like receptor signaling pathway
Cellular component (GO): plasma membrane
Molecular function (GO): transmembrane signaling receptor activity; protein binding
Source: RefSeq, a predicted model, not a curated record
AUUUCUUCAACAGUAUCUUACGUUGGUGCACGAUAUGAUGACUGCGGUCUUGGAGUCAGUGAAAUGAGUUACAAAAGUAAACAAGACUGCGUCAUUGCCGCACGACCCGCUUCAUUUCAUAAUUUCCUAUUGUCGCAAUCUGCUGGAUUCUUGAGAAAUUGGAUUUCUGUGGAUGUUUAUUCAUUCACUCUUCAUUUUGGAUUAAGAUCGCUGAAUAACAAUUGGAAUUAGUUCAGGAUCCCAUUAGUAAUUUAUCAGCUAGAGAAGAGACUUGUAGACGAGGGCCUAUUUCUAACCACGAUCAAAGGAUGGACAUAGUCAGGGUACAAGAUUGUUUAAUGUUCCUGGGUGUCCUGUUGUCACUCUCCUCAAUUGUAGCUGAUAACUUGCCAUCCAAGACGAAGAAUGUCAACAGAAGAGACCAUGGAUCAGCCCGUAUGGCAAGAAGCUACCCCAUAUCUUGCAAUGUGGCGGAUCUACCCUGCCUCUGCAACGGACCUACUCAAGGGACAGGACCUCUCAUCGAGUUCACCAGCAUUUCGUGUUUCCUCUCCAGCAAUUGGAACGUGACCUUGCAAAGGAUUCCCCGCACUCGGUCACUCACUCUGAACUGCCACUCCCAUGGUAAUCGGACGAACGAUCCAGCAGACCUGAAGGUGGAUCUGUUUGACAACCUCUCAGGGGUUUUGCAGGAACUCACAAUGAUUGGGUGUAAGAUUGGUAGUUUUCCAAGCGAAAUUUUCGCAGACAUGGCCCUUCUCCAAAAGCUGCUUCUGGUGUCUGCAGAUGUAGACGGUGAUCGCUUGGAGGCGAUAGGAGGAAUAAAAACAAAUGCCUCCGUCAAACUUUCCUUUAAUCCCCUCCAUUCGCUAGACGUACAUUCAUUUGGUUUUCAAUUAAGCAAUAUAUCGACACUGGAUCUGUCCUUCAACAACAUAGAGGAGAUCGGGAUUGAUACAUUUAUGAUGUUCCCCUCACUUAAAAAGCUAAUCCUGGGAAACAACAGCAUCAGCUUCGUCAUUGGAGAUGCGUUCCGUGGACUGCAAAGGCUUACAGAACUCAACAUCAGAUCCAACAACAACCUAUUUAAAGAUGAUAGCCGCUGCUUGUUUCAGAAUACUGCGUCCCUGAUCACUGUCGAUCUAUCUUCCACCGGCCUAACUAAUGCAAGUCAAUUCAACUGUGCUCCUCUUCUACAUGUAAGAAGGUUGAUUAUCCAUGAUAAUAAUUUGCCAACACUUGAUGGUUAUGUUUUCGUUUACAUGCCAAAUGUAACUUUCAUUGACUUGUCAAACAAUGCUUUACAAUAUGUCCACCCCAACGCGUUUCAUGGACUAAAUGAGUUAAAAUAUAUUAACAUGAGCGGUAAUGAUCUCCGAGAGUUCCCAGCCUUUGCUUUCAAGUCAACCCCAAAUAUAAGAUUAAUCAAUAUCUCUCACAAUCAUCUUCGUGUCAUUAGGAUGGGGACAUUCAGCAGCCUCCCUUCUCUCCAGACGAUAGAUCUUUCAUUCAAUCGGCUUCAGACCAUAGAAGUCUUUGGAAUAGUCAACCUUGAUAGCCUGACUAUGAUUGACCUCAGAUACAACGACUUUGUCCUCUUUCCCGACAAUUUGGUUUGGCCUUUCGAUAUCCAACCGCCACAUAUACCGAUAGAUACACUCCUUCGAGGUAAUAGCUUUACUUGUGGGUGUCCAGUGAUGUUGUUCAUACGUAGAGGUGAUUUUGAGUAUACCUAUCCGUUUUUCCAUCUUCCUGACAACUCGAGUUGGACUUGUAAUGCUCCAUCACCCGUAGCUGCCAAGUCUAUGAUGACAUUACCCCUUGAGGAUUUUUGGUGUCCAUACGAAAACAACACAUGUAAGCAGGGGUCGUGCGAAUGCUACAGGCGUGACAUUGAUCGAGCAAAUAUAUUCUUCUGUCCAAAUAACUCGCUACACUCCUUGCCAAACAUCCCUGCAGAAACACUCAUCUUCGACUGCAAUGGAUGUCUGAUUGACGACCACAAUACAUUGCGUGCAGAAGAUUUUCAAACAAGUGCUAAACUUGCUGUUCUUGCUCUGCGUGAUAUUGGUCUCGAAACAAUUUUAUCAGAUGCUUUGCUAGGAUUUCCCAAUCUACAACAGCUGAAUCUGUCAAAUAAUGUUUUAAACAGGUUCGACGAUAAUAUUCUUACCGAUCUAACCGACCUGCGAGAAAUAGACCUGUCUAGGAACGGAGUAAAUUCUCUCAGUUCCCGUACAUUCGACAGAAAUCCCAAUCUCACGACUAUUUACAUCCAUAGCAACGAUCUCCAGUCCCUCGAAGACGGCAUCUUCAACUCUACGUCGCAUCUGAAGGAUCUGACCUUACACGACAACCCUUUCAUUUGCAACUGUUCUCUCUUUUGGUUAAAGCAGUGGCUCCAGUCACACAUUGACGUUGUUCCUCGGCUCUAUGAUGUCGAGUGUUAUGUCAAUUCCUCGGACAAUACAAUGUACCCGAUCAUUCAGGUGGCUGACCAGGACUUCGGAUGCUCAUCUCCAGAUGUCUUGACCAUCCAGGAGUACAACGCCGUCAUUGCUACAUCAACAUUAACCUUGGUGUUCCUGAUGGUUAUGGCAGUGACGUUUCGGCAUAGAAGAGCCAUACGCGUCAUCCUCUACACCAGAUACGGAUUCCACGUCCUGCACGAUGACGACGACGAUGAUGUCGUCUUGGACAACGUCAGGUGGGAGUACGAUGCUUAUAUUGCUUACAGCGAUGAAAACAUCGAGUAUGUGCUCAAGAACAUCAUACCAAUCUUGGAAGAAGAUGUCAACCUGCCUUACAAGCUGUGCAUACGCCAUCGGGACUUCCCGCCCGGCGGAUGCAUCGCCACGACCAUUGUUACAAGUCUUGAGGCCAGCCGACGUAGCAUCAUCGUCAUAAGCAGAAGUUUCCUGCAGGAUGAAUGGCGUCUCCUCGAGUUCAAGACGGCUCACCAGCGUGUCCUUCAGGAUAAGCGAAACAAGAACCUCAUCCUCGUAUUCCUCGAAGACUUGGACAGGGAUGAGAUGGACGAAGACAUGAGGUAUUACGUCACAGCCAAUGCGUAUUUGUCGACCACGAAUCGUUUGUUUCGUGAAAACCUCCUGUACGAGAUGCCAAGACAUCCUCUGGCCGAAAUUCAUUGUGAUGGAGAUCACCAGAGGUAGAACUUGACCAAUGUCAGCGUAUAGCAGAUCAUUGAUGAUUGCCACUACUACUUGUAUUACUUAUAUAUCUGGUGUAUAUUAUAAUAUGUACACUCUAAAAUGAUAAGGAUUAAGUCAAUGUUUUGGUGGAUGUGUUCGACUGACUCUCAAAUGUUCAAAAUUGCGAUACGUGUUAAUGACCAUCCAAUCUGUAAUAAUUUACCAGUAUUUGUCUACAGACACAUAUCUAUCAACAAAUGUGUUAUGCUAACUUAUCAUUUUUAAAGAGUGCAACACUGCUUAAUCACAACAGCAAUAAAAAAAAACUUUUGUUAAUAGAAAACAAUGUUGUGGUCAUAACAAAGAAGCCGACCCAUGACCAUCCAUCGGUCAGUAGAGUCGGUUUCGUUGUUGGGACAGCAAUAUGCAUUUCAGGAUUUUAAGUAAUGAUGAAUAUAGAGUAAUACCAAUUCUUGCUCUUAUGCCUUUAAACCUAUCGAUGCAUUUUCAACUGAAAAUGAAAAACAGAAGUGUUUUUAAUUUUCUUCGUUUUUUUCUAAUUUGCAGGAGAUUGUUAAGGUUGUACUCAUGUUGGUCUUGGCAAACAAAGGUCAUUGUCUAUAAUACAUAGAUAGAGAAGACAAUAAUAACGAAACUAUAAGACCGAGACAAAAUUUACAGAAGACAUUAGAUUCUUUAUUUCACAUUGUAGUGGAUCAGUUUUAGGCGUUCAAAGUCACAUGUACAUUUCCCAUAUUUGGGCACCCAAGAAUAUUUUAUGAUUCUCUUCUUCCAGUAGCACGUAAUCUAAAGUAAGGUUCAAUUAAGAUAUAUGUUAAAGAUAUGGUAUAACUUUCAAUAGUAAAUAUAAAAUAAGACACAAUAAUUACCAGAAGAGGUUUGGUCAGCAAAGUUGAAACUUCAAUUAACAUGAUUAGCUGUCUGCGAAUAAUGAAUAAAUAGUUUCCAUGGCCCGCAUUUCGAAUCUCUAAAGAAGAAUUCAGAAUUAGGUUUCAGAGGAGCUGUAUUCUUAUCCCAAAUUUAAGACUCUUGUCUUAAACUGUGAAAUAAGUUUUGGUUAACUAUGAAAAACUGAAUUUGGCAUUUGUAUCUGAGAGCAGAGGUCAAAUCAAAUGUAUCAACGCAAUUAAUUGGCAUUUAUUGAUAAUUGUUUCGAAAUGAGAAUUCUUUUGAAAUGAUAACUGCAAUUGCUUUUCACCAUUAAAUACAUUUGUUUACACAAAGUCAUACAAAUAAUACAGUUUUA